Molecule: messenger RNA, 4515 nt
Organism: Anastrepha ludens (Mexican fruit fly)
Lineage: Eukaryota; Metazoa; Arthropoda; Insecta; Diptera; Tephritidae
Gene: Syx1A
Product: syntaxin-1A
Exons: 3
Coding region: 2819-3709 (296 amino acids)
Biological process (GO): synaptic vesicle fusion to presynaptic active zone membrane; exocytosis; intracellular protein transport
Cellular component (GO): presynaptic active zone membrane; plasma membrane; SNARE complex
Molecular function (GO): SNARE binding; SNAP receptor activity
Source: RefSeq, a predicted model, not a curated record
CCAGCAUAUCUGCUUGCGCUUUAACGCGAAAUUCAAUCGAAACGUCAAAUGUGAUAAAUUAUAAGAAUGCGAAAGUGAAAAAGUGACUGCUUCCCAAAUUGCUUUUUGCUUUUUAGCCGCACCUAACGUCUCAGCUCCUAACAAAUUAAUCUAAUCCUAACCAGCUGAAAUGAUAAAAAGCUGAAUUUACACGAGUUGCUCAAUACGUUCCACAUUCUAGUGCGCUGAGAUUGUUUUUGUACUUUGAAGAUGUCAGUUUUGGUUUGACGUCUGGCAAGUGGUUGUCAAAUGAUUACAAACGGAAAAGUGCAUAAGCCAUUGUCAAAAGUCACGAAUGAGAGAAUACAUCGUGGUUAAAAACAAGCAAACACGGAUGAAUACCUCGGGAUGUGUAUAAUGAAAGAAUUGUAAAUAAAAAGAGCACAUCACAGUGUUUAUUGUUUUCAGUGUACAUUUGCCGCAAGAGUCUCUAUAGCGUCGGUAGGAGCCAAUUCCGAGCGGUGGCAGCAGCAGCAUCAUUACAAAAGACACUCAAAAAGAGAAGUAGCUGAGUGUUACAACGCAUACACCACCCCCGAUUGAGCAUGAACACAACGCAAACGCACUUUGUACGCUGCCCACACGAGCACACGAAUUCCACAAACGUGAUGGCGGAGAACUAUGAAUAGAGCGAAUAUUGAUGCAGCCAUAGGUUCAUACGGCAACGCUUAUGCUAGUUUCAAUAGAUUGUCGAGAGCCAGCAACGCGUUGAGAGCGUUUUCCGUGCGUCCGUGCGCCAAUAUCCGAGAUAAAAAGCAAAUCAUUCAAGCGUUGUCACUGGCCCUAAUAAAUAUUGUGGAAACCCGGUAUUCCAGCAUUUCUAACGCACAGCAGUGUUUUACAAGAUCAAAUUAUCUCCAAUAAUUCUGAAAGGAAGCAGACAUUAACAACUCGCCACUGCAGCAGCUAGCGCCCGUAACAGACCGACAACCCCGCCUAGUGCCCACCGCAUAAACGAAACAACCGCGCGCGUACGCGUUCGGUUGUAAAUGAGACCCUGAGCAAAAAUCGAUAUUUUCUUUGAUUUGCACGCUGCUAAAGUGAAUUUCACAUUUCUCUUCAAGCAAAAAAGGAAUUAACCGAAAUCGUACACAAGAAAUAAUCGGACUAGUUUGCAUUAAAAAAUAAAGUGAAUAAUAUAAAUUGAAUUGAAAAAACAAAAAACAAACGUAAUUUAAAGCCAAUAUCAUUCCAUGAUCUUAACAAAAAAAGCAAAGAAAACGUCAAACGAAUUUGCUGGCUAAUGUAAAAAGUGGAAUAACACAAAAAGCAGACAUUGGAUAACGAAAAGCAUAGAAGAGACAGAAAGCAGGGUAAAAGAAAAAUCCUAUACACAAAAAAUCAACUACCAACAACCAAAAUCCAAUCGACUCUCAUUCAUAGCUGCUUAGGAAUUUUAGUAACAAUUUGCGCUGAUUUUUGCCAUCACAACCCACCCCUCUCCAUUGUUGUUCGGGAGCUUUUCGCCGAUAAGCUACGUUUUCGACACUGCUCGUCUAACAGCGUCAUCACCUUCAUCGUCAUCAUCAACAUCGAACGCAACAGCAGCAAACAGCGGAUACCAACAGUUUUUCUCCCAGCGCGUGUCUUGCAAUAUACAAGUAAAUACUUCAGGCGCAAGGGACAGAAGGUGUUCAGUAAAAGUAAAGUGUACCAAGUUUCGAAGGCACCUAUAUGUGUCUUGACAUGUGCAAGAAUUGCAGAUUCCUGGCAAGAAUUGGAAUUUGUAUUAAAAAUUGAUACGAAGUUUAUGUGGUGUAAAUGCUUUACGAAAUUCAUUAUUCUCUGUGUUAGGCAAUGAAAUAAAAUAUUUUAAACCACAAAAAGUCUGAAUACGAAUUUGCUAAGCAAAAGUGAGACCGAAAGUGAGUCAUGCUGCCGUUGCCAUUGUCGCAUACGCUAUCGGUAUCGUCGCUGUUAACGUCGCCCAAAUUUUUGUCGAAUGUCGCUGUGGAUAUCACAGUAAAUUAAAUUUGUUGACCGUGAGCCUUACCUUCACCGUUCCACAUACCAGUACGCACGCUAAGACGAAACGCUUGCCACCAAUCGUAGCGCGGUAUAAAUUAGAAAAGCGAAAAAUUUACAUAGUAUUAAAAACAAGCGAAAUAUAAUCUAAGUAAUACAACAAAGUGGUUAAGUGGAAAAUAAAUUAUAGAAGUCAAAAGCAAAUUGCCAACAUUUUUAUUCGAAAAUUAGAAUUUUAAAAGAAACGCCUCGAAAACAACGAUUAUAAAGACAGCGGCAUGGCCGUUUGUCCCAAACGUGCGCAAUUCGCAAGGAAAAAUCAAUAAUCGCCAGUCGAGCGAGCAACAAACUACCGCGCGCGUCCUCCCACCACCACAAGAAAAAAUACAGGCGUGGAAAGUGUUGCACACACGCGGUGCGCUGUGAGGCCGACAAAAUUCUGCAGUGAAAAAAGGAAAAUCCAAAAAAGAAUAAGCGUGUGUAAAGAAAAGAAAAUUCUGCUAAAAGACCGAAUUUGGAAUUUCAAUUAAUUAAAAUUGCAUAAAAUAAUGAUAAGCUAAUUUAGCGUUUUCGACGAGCACUGACUGCCACAUAAAUAUAUAAAUCGCCUUCAAAUUCAAACAACCGAACCCCUUGACCCUAAAUAACCCACUGAAAGUUGAGCUCAACAAAAUCAACGAACGACGUGAACAAACGGCAACGAAAGGCCGUUAGCUUAAAAAGUAAAAAUAAUUAAAUAACAAAUUUAAAGUCUAAAGAUCCAGUUUAACAAGUGAUUUGUCGUCUACUUUUGUAAAAAACCAAACACUGCAAAAUGACAAAAGACAGAUUAGCCGCACUACAUGCCGCCCAAUCCGAUGACGAAGAGUCAGAGGAAGUGGCGGUCAAUGUGGAUGCCCAUGAUUCGUACAUGGAUGAGUUCUUCAAGCAGGUGGAGGAGAUACGAGGCAUGAUCGACCGGGUGCAAGACAACGUAGAAGAAGUUAAAAAGAAGCACUCGGCCAUACUCUCCGCCCCUCAGUCCGAUGAGAAAACCAAGCAAGAGCUUGAAGAUUUGAUGGCCGACAUUAAGAAGAAUGCAAAUCGCGUGCGUGGCAAACUAAAAAGCAUUGAACAGAAUAUCGAGCAAGAGGAGCAGCAGAACAAAUCGUCCGCCGAUUUGCGUAUACGCAAAACACAACAUUCAACGCUGUCGCGAAAAUUCGUCGAAGUGAUGACAGAAUACAAUCGCACGCAAACGGAUUACCGAGAGCGUUGCAAAGGCAGAAUACAGCGCCAGCUGGAGAUUACCGGUCGCGCAACGACCAGCGAAGAGUUGGAAGACAUGCUGGAACAGGGCAACCCGGCCGUAUUCACGCAGGGCAUCAUCAUGGAAACCCAGCAGGCCAAACAAACGCUGGCCGACAUAGAGGCACGCCAUGCGGAUAUUAUGAAACUGGAGACAUCGAUUAAGGAGCUACACGACAUGUUCAUGGACAUGGCUAUGUUGGUGGAGUCGCAGGGCGAGAUGAUCGAUCGCAUUGAAUAUCAUGUGGAGCAUGCUAUGGACUACGUGCAGACGGCAACUCAAGAUACAAAGAAGGCGCUCAAAUACCAGAGCAAGGCGCGCCGAAAGAAGAUUAUGAUCCUGUUAUGUUUGACUGUGUUGGGUCUCAUAGUUGCUGCAUAUGUUGGCACAACUUUCAUCAUUAAAUCGAAAUCGUAGUGCUUGUAACAAGAUAAAUCAUUAAAACAAAAUACAUACAUUUGCUGCUGCUGCAUUUUUUCUUUAUUUUUAAGUUAAAAAUAAUAACUUCGCAUGUGUACGAUUACUUCUCUUUUUAUCUGUUGAAAAUCUCACACAUAACGGCAGCGACUAGUGCUUGUAAAGCCUGUUAUUGUUCGAAGAGUUUUCCUAAGUGAAUAAGUAUGUUUUGUACGAAUGCAUUUAGAAACAAAAAAACAAAAAAAAAAACAAACCUUAGCACGCAUCCAUGAGCGCCGCUAUUGUUAUUAUAUUUUGUUUUUUUUAUACGUUGGGGGCGUACUAUUUAACGAAUGGCAAAUGGCUGAUCUGUUGAAUGCCUGCAAUUCCAAAAAACAACUGUUCAACAUAUUUCACACACCUAUGUACCUCUCACUCUCAAAUGAGAAUGCAAGCAAGCAAUUAAACAAAGAGAAAAUUGUAAGCAACAGUAACAAAAAACAAAAAAAACAAAGCAACAAACAGUGACUAACCGCACUCACAAGCACCUCUGAGUUACCUUUGAGCAGCACCACUUUCUUCUUCCAAAUGCACUGCAACUACAACAGCAACAGCUAAGUACCAACUAUACAGCCAAUGCACUGAUGCUCGCUAUAAAAAUAAAAACAAAAUCACAAAAAAAGUAGCAACUCCACUGCAAACUUUUUCUAGCCGCCUCAAUUAACUGCCAACGCACGCAAAUAAUGCACGAUAAAUUUGAAAAAAAAGAAACCAUGAAAUUAAACGCGCUUCACAGCAUGUCGAUUGCAAGUAAAUAGCAGAAAACA